Messenger RNA from Ilex paraguariensis (yerba mate), 293 nucleotides. Lineage: Eukaryota; Viridiplantae; Streptophyta; Magnoliopsida; Aquifoliales; Aquifoliaceae. The record is from the annotation of a GenBank genome assembly.
AGAAAAUGGAGGAAUGGGAGAUUCAGGUUGAAGAUGAAGCAAGAUACAUGAUGGAUGAUUCAAGAGAGAUGGACCACCUUAGGCGACGGUGCAUCUACAGAGUACCAGCCUUCAUUGCAGAUCAAAACCACAAAGCCUACAGACCUCAAACAGUGUCAUUCGGGCCUUACCAUCACGGUGAGGUUCAUCUGAAGCCAAUGGAGUAUCACAAGCAGCGUUCUCUCAUUCAUUUCCUUCGGAGGAGACAAACGCCUCUAAAAUUCAUUAUCGAUUCCUUCCGUCAAGUGGCAUAA